Messenger RNA from Rotaria socialis, 576 nucleotides. Lineage: Eukaryota; Metazoa; Rotifera; Eurotatoria; Philodinida; Philodinidae. The record is from the annotation of a GenBank genome assembly.
AUGUCAAUCGAAGAUAUCGACGCAAAAAGUGUUCAACAAUUCGAUCCUUAUCGUGCUACUGGUCUCUGGCAUAUCAUAGCGACUAAUGAUAAUAUGUGGAAAAGCAAACUAACUCCUACAAUAACUUAUAGUAUUCAUGAAAAUUUGCCAGAUGGGCGCGUUCGCAUGAAUAAUCUUGUUGAAUAUUAUAGUAAACAACUUUGCGUUGGCUAUCGUCCGACGAGUAUAGAAGGUAUUGACACUCAACUAUCAAUUAAACCAAGUCGUUAUCAAUGGCGAGGUAGCGGUAUACUGAAACUCUUUACUAACGAAUCGGGUUUCAUUUUUGUUGAUAACGAAACAGCACCUGAUCGACCUUAUCAGUGGAUAGCAAAAAUAUAUAGCCCAACAAUUUUUUCUAGCGGUGGAAUCGAUUUAAUGACUCGUACACGACACCCACCGACACAUGUACUUAAUGAUUUCGUACAAUUUUGUCGAGACGACUCCGUAAUAAGACCGAGAUCGGCGAAUAUGUUUUAUACUCGAGAAAAAGCUGAUAAUGAAAUUUAUUAUAUAAGAGAUCUUCAAUUAGAUUAA